Molecule: messenger RNA, 1911 nt
Organism: Naegleria gruberi
Lineage: Eukaryota; Heterolobosea; Eutetramitea; Acrasida; Naegleriidae
Exons: 1
Coding region: 1-1911 (636 amino acids)
Biological process (GO): protein phosphorylation
Molecular function (GO): ATP binding; protein kinase activity
Source: RefSeq, a predicted model, not a curated record
AUGUUUGUAUCUGCUAAUGGAUUGAAUUUUUCAAAUUCGAAUAUAGUUUCGAGUGGAAUCACGAGCGAAGCAGGACAAAUUUUAAUAAUUUCGUCCAAUAUUGAAAAUUCUGGUAUGGACAUAAGAAUUGGAUUGAGUGCAGAAUUGAGUUAUUCAAAAUUUGUGAAUACUUCAUUGAAUGUUGUUGGAAUGAAUAGUUUAAUACUUGAUAAUUCUAUAUUUACAACGAAUAGUUCAUUAUCAAUUGUUGGAAUAUCAAAGGUUAGGAUAUUUCGUGGUAAUUUUUCAUAUAAUUCGAAUGCACUCUCAAUGGAAUAUGUUACAUCCAUUGAACUGAUUGGGUGCAAUUUUAUUCGAAACUUGAAACCUUUACGAGUGGUGAAUCGACCAAAAGUUACAACUGGAUCUAAUAUAUUGAAAGUAGAUUCAUGUCUCUUCGUAGAGAAUACAGCACAAUAUGGUGGAGCUAUUUAUUCAGAGUUUACCACAAUUAUUUCCACCAAUAAUCGAUACAUUUCGAAUAAGGCAGCCAAUGGAGGUGCAAUCUAUGUGAAAAGCACAACAUUUAUUGACUCUUACUCCACCUUAGAUUCCAAUCAAGCAAUUUUAGGUUUAUUUGACUGUAACAAUCCAGAAGAAUGUGGAAAUGGAGGGGCUGUUUAUUCUGUUGAUGGGUAUGGCCAAUUUGUUAGUCAAUCAGUCAUAAAUGGAAAUCAAGCAGUGAAAGGUGGCAUUUGCUUUAAUAGAUGUAUUUUUUCAGCUUCUUUAUUGAUGAGUAACAAUAGAGCAAGCUAUUCAGGAAGUGAUAUUUUCUUUAAAGAGAUUCCACCUGAAUUUCGUAAUGCAAUUCCUUUAAGAUAUAAAUCGAACGGGCUUGGAAGUAGAGAAUUAAUUGGAGUGAAAUGGAGAAUUAUGACAGAUAGAGAAUCAUUAUUUGAUUCGAAUGAAUAUCACAUCAUUUCCGUCUAUCCUGGAAAGACAAUAUCCAUAGAGUUUACUUCCUUAAUUGACAUUUUCAAUAAUACAUUGGAAAGUUCUCAAAUUGCUCCCUCCAUUUCUUUGCUAUCAAGUGGUGGAUAUAAUAUUGUUACAAAUCCCUUUGAUGUAAAUAGCAAUACAUUUUUGAAUGUUUAUGUACAGGCACCCAAUGAUAGAAUGGAACAUAUCCUCAAUGCAAGUGUUGCGUUUUCUGAUAGAGAUUUUACAUUCGAAUUUGGGAUACGUGUUGAAAGGUGUCCUUUCGACUAUGCAUUCGAUAGCUCAACCAAUGUAUGCACCUUUAGGAGUCAUACAGCUAUAAUACUUGCAGUAGUGUUUGGUGUUCUUAUUCUCUUUAUAUUUAUGGGAGUUGGCUUGGUGUCAUGUGUGAAAAUUACACAAGCUUUGGUCAAGCUCUAUAAAAGAGAAAAGAAGGAGAAGAGAAUUGCACACAAAUUGAUUGAUAAGCAAUUUAUAUUUGGAGAUGAAUCACCACUUCUUAUCAAUUUACUCGCCAAAAAUGUGAACAACAUUAUCAUUCCAAUUGAGGACAUUGAAAUUGUCAAAAGAAUUGGUGAAGGAUCCAUGGGUACAGUCUACAUGGCUAGUUGGAAUGGAAUUACUGUAGCUCUGAAGAGUAUCAAGACAGAUAGUUUUGACAUUUCAGAAGAUGAAUUUGAACAUGAAGCAUCUCUUCUUAAUAGUUUGAGACAUCCCUCCAUUGUGAGAUUUUACGGAGUUUCCCUUUCUAAUACUAACAAAUACAUGGUUGUUGAAUAUUUGGAGAAUGGUAGUUUGGAUGCUAUUAUUGCUCAAUCAAAAUGUGGAAGAAGAACUCUAGAUUUGAAAAGUAAGAUAGAAAUUCUGAAAGGAAUUGCGAGUGGAAUGGAUUAUUUGCAUUCCCUUAAACCUAGAUCUCUCAUUCACAGGUAA